UACCUGCAUAUGGCGGACGCUCAGUUUGUGUUUAUGUCAAUAAGAAACUGAUUUUUAACAUUUGCGCGGGUGUGGAUUAAACAAUUUAUUAAUAAUAAUGUGCUAGUGGAACCUGUGUAUUGUGUGUUUUUUUGUGAUAAUGGUUUUCGUGGUUGAACAUUUGGAUAACUCGAUAUCUUGGUUGUACUUAUAAGGACAUUUAGUUCCAGCCCGAAACCAUCCCACAAUGGAGGCUGAAACCACACCCGCGCGGCCCGGCGCCGGUAAGAUGCGAGAGCGGCGCUGUGCGCUCCACCGCACCGUCGCUCUACUGCUCGCCUACCUCCUCUUCCUCAACUGUCAAGUCGAUGCUGCUGAUCCGCCCGAGAUUACCAUUCGUCCCCGGAAUCUGCAAGUCCGGGCUAACGGUAUUGCUGCAUUCUACUGCGCCGCGAGAGGAGACCCCAUACCCAAUAUCCAGUGGAGAAAGAACGGCAAACGAGUUUCUAGUAUGCAAUCCCGCUACCAAGUGUCUCCGAUGGACGCGGCAGCAGGCCCGGCGGCCAAUGGCGCGGUGUUGCGCAUCGAACCUGUGCGUGCGCAGCGUGAUGACGCGACGUACGAGUGCGUGGCCGAGAAUGGAGUGGGGGACGCUGUGACGGCGGUCGCUACGUUGACUGUUUUUGAAGCUGACAAAGCGCCUCCCGGCUUCCCCAACAUCGCGCCACCACCUACUACCAUGGUGGUAGAGGUUGGCCACACUGCCACACUCCCGUGCCAAGCUACUGGCAACCCUUCGCCUAAAGUCAGGUGGCUAUGGAACUCUUUGCCGCUGGACGUCGCGUCGAAUCCGAGAUAUGCGCUCCUGAAUGACAAGAUGCAUGGUACACUGCAAAUCGUGAAGAGUGAAGAGGAGGACCAUGGAAAGUUCGAGUGCGUCGCGGAAAACUCCAUCGGGACUGAGUUCUCGAAGCCUACCGUGCUGUAUGUCAAAGUGAGACGAGUAGCGCCACAGUUCUCGAUCCCGCCGCCCCCGAAGUCCGAGGUGAUGCUGGGUGGGAAUCUGACCCUCAAGUGCGUCGCCUUCGGCUCGCCCAUGCCUACUGUUAAAUGGAGGAAAGGUUUAACAAAAUGGCUGACGCCUGAGGACAACCCGCCCCUAGGCCUAAAUACCCUCAAGCUGGAAGAUAUAAAGGAGUCUGCAAACUAUACGUGCGAGGCCGCCAGUGUGCUCGGCGUUAUCGAAGCCGUGGCUGAAGUUAAAGUGCAGUCACUGCCGGGCCCGCCGACGGAGGUGCGUCCGUCAGAGAUCACGGCCACCACUGUACGUCUGACGUGGACCUACAACGGACCUGAGGAGCCCCAGUACUAUGUCAUACAGUACAAGCCUAAAUACGCCAAUCAGGCGUUCAGCGAAAUCUCCGGCGUCAUCACCCAGUACUAUUCCGUCACCAACUUGUCACCUUACACGGAGUAUGAGAUGUACGUCAUUGCUGUGAACAACAUCGGCAGGGGACCCCCUUCGGCACCCGCCGUCAUCACCACUGGAGAAACCGUGGAUUCCUUGUAUGGAGGUGCCAAACCGGGUUCAGCGCCAAGGAACGUGCAGGUCCGGCCUCUAAGCUCCAGCACUAUGGUCAUACAGUGGGAUGAACCGGAGACGCCGAACGGACAAGUUACAGGCUACAAGAUCUUCUACACGACGGAUCCUUCUCAACCUCUGCAAUCGUGGCAUUCACAAAUGAUGGACAACAGUCACCUGACGACCAUCAGCGAGCUGACCCCUCACACCGUUUACACGAUACGAGUGCAAGCCUUCACGUCUGUAGGACCUGGGCCUAUAUCAGCACCCGUGCAAGUUAAGACGCAGCAAGGAGUUCCAUCUCAACCCUCAAACCUGGUAGCAGUGGAAGCCGGCGAGACCUCAGUGACCCUCUCGUGGAGAAGACCAGCGCACGCGGGAGACAAUAUAGUCUCCUAUGAGUUGUACUGGAAUGAUACUUAUGCUAAGGAACACCAUAGGAAGCGGAUACCAAUAACGGAGACCUACACAUUGAACGGGCUGUACCCCAACACGUUAUACUACAUCUGGCUGGCAGCGCGGUCGCAGAGGGGAGAGGGGGCCACGACACCCCCCAUCGCCGUGCGGACCAAGCAAUACGUUCCCGGAGCGCCCCCGAUGAAUGUGACCGCGGUGGCCGUGUCGCCUACCGCCGUGCGCGUGUCUUGGCAACCGCCGCCCGCCGAGCGAGCGAACGGCAGGAUCGCAUACUACAAGCUGCUUUGCGUGGAAUCUGGGAGGGGGGAUUCAGAGGCGACGGUCGUCAAACUGUCGAAUCAGACGACGUUUGUACUGGACGAGUUGCGGCGGUGGACUGAGUACCGCAUCUGGGUGCUGGCGGGCACCAGCGUGGGCGAUGGGCCCGCCUCGUACCCCGUCACCGUGCGCACGCAUGAAGACGUACCCGGAGAGCCCCAAGACGUGAAGGUCAUUGCGAUCAACUCCACAUCCAUCCACGUGACCUGGAAGCCGCCACAAGAAAAAGAGAAAAAUGGCAUCAUUAGAGGGUACCAUGUGCAUGUGCAAGAAGUACGAGAAGAGGGCAAAGGACUUCUUAACGACCCGAUGCGAUUCAACGUAAUGGACGACACGACUCUUGAAUUGAACAUAUCGGGGCUGCAGCCGGAUACGCGGUACAACGUGCAAGUGGCCGCGCUCACGAGGAAGGGGGACGGUGACCGAAGUGCGCCAGUGUCUGUGAAGACGCCUGGCGGUGUGCCAAACAGGCCUACCGUCAACCUAAAGGUUUUGGAAAGGGAGCCGGUUGUAUCAAUAGAAUUGGAAUGGAGCAAACCGUCGCAAACAUACGGUGAUUUGCUUGGUUAUAGACUCAGAUAUGGUAUAAAAGAUCAACCUCUCGAAGAAGUCAAUUUCCCCGGCACUAAAGUUCACUCGUAUAAAAUUAAUGAUUUGGAAAGAGGCGUCCAAUAUGAAUAUAGGGUAGCAGGUAAAAACCAUAUCGGAAUAGGGCAAGAGACCAUCAAGUACUGGCUCACCCCAGAAGGAGCACCCAAGGGACCUCCAACGAAUGUCACAUACCACUUCCAAACUCCAGACAUUAUCAGUAUCACUUGGGAAGCUCCUAUACGUGCCGACCGAAGUGGCCAGAUUAAAAAGUAUGAUGUCCAAUUCUACAAGAGAGGAGAUCAAUCUUCUGUUGCAGAGAAGACUACGGAAUUAACUAAAGCUGUGUUUACUGGCCUGGAAGAAGAUGCUCAUUAUGUGUUCAAAGUUAGGGCCUAUACUGAUCAGGGGGCUGGACCAUUCAGCAAAGAAGUUACGGCUCAUACUGAAAGGGACAUUGGAAGAGCGCCUAUGUCAGUCAAAGCUGUCGCGACAUCAGAGUCUAGUGUAGAAGUUUGGUGGGAAACAUUCCGUUCUAGGAAGAAGAUAAUCGGUUACGUCAUAUUCUACACAAUGACGCCAGUUGAGGACCUAGAUGAAUGGCAACAAAAGAGCGUUCACGUAACACACUCCGCGGAUUUGGAUAAUUUGGAAAAAUUCGCAGAGUAUGCUAUCGCUGUCGCUGCAAGAACAGCAGAUGGUCUUGGAAGGUUAUCGGAAAAGGUUACUGUGAAGGUAAGGCCGGAAGAAGUGCCUCUACAUCUUAGGGCACAAGAUGUGUCCACUCAUUCCAUGACAUUAUCAUGGUCGCCUCCGUUACGCUUAAACCCCGUUAGCUAUAAGAUUUCUUACAAUGCAAUUAAAGAAUUUGUUGACUCCCUUGGUAUGACGCAAACGCAAGAAAUACCAAGAAGGGAAAUCAUUGUGAAACAUGAUAGAACGUCGUAUUCGAUAAAUGAUCUGUCUCCGUUCACAACGUAUAAUGUUAAUGUAAGUGCCAUACCUAAUGACGAUUCGUACCGACCGCCGACGAAGAUCACUGUGACCACACAGAUGGCAGCGCCUAAGCCGAUGGUGAAGCCAGACUUCUAUGGUGUUGUUGAGAACGAAAUACUCGUCAUACUACCUCAAGCCUCGGAAGAAUAUGGACCCAUAUCGCAUUAUUAUCUAGUUGUAGUGCCUGAUGAUAAAGCUCAUAAUCAUAAGAAUCCGGAUCAGUUCCUAACAGACGACUUAAUUAAAAAUAACGUACGAACAGACGAUGAAAACGCACCGUACAUUGCUGCCAAAUUCUUACAACGAAAUAUUUUAUAUACGUUUCAUCUCGGUAAUGAUGAAAUGUAUGAAGGUUUCCUAAAUAGAAAGUUGAAUCCUAGUAAAAAGUAUAGAGUAUUCGUCCGAGCGGUUGUAGAUACUCCUCAGAAGCAUCUUUAUACGUCCAGUCCAUUUUCGGAAUAUUUGUCGCUAGAUAUGCGUGAAGCGCCUCCUGGUGAAGAGCCCAGCAGGCCUGAUCCUAAAGACAUCCACGGAGAUCCUGAAAUCAGAAUAGAAGAGAAUAGGAAAGAAGCUGGCAUGGUGUGGGUUAUCGGGCCUAUCAUUGCAGCUCUGAUGCUCUCAUUAUGUUUGGUAGUUUUGUUCAUAUUUAAGAGAAGACGUCAACCUUGUAAAGCUCCUGACCAAGCAGCGGUGACAAGACCGUUGAUGUCCGCGGACGUUGGCUUUGGAGCACCAUCGGAUCCCGUAGAAAUGAGAAGGUUGAACUUCCAAACGCCAGCUAUGAUUUCCCAUCCUCCUAUUCCUAUUUUGGAACUCUCGGAGCACAUUGAAAGACUUAAAACCAAUGACAACCUCAAAUUCUCGCAAGAGUAUGAAAGUAUUGAACCUGGACAGCAGUUCACUUGGGAUCAUUCCAAUAUGGAAGUGAACAAACCUAAGAACCGUUACGCUAAUGUGAUUGCUUAUGAUCAUAGUCGUGUUAUCCUUCAACCGAUUGACGGCAUUCUAGGAAGUGACUAUAUUAACGCUAACUACUGCGACGGAUAUCGUAAACACAACGCUUAUGUGGCUACACAAGGACCUCUUCAAGAAACGUUGGCAGAUUUCUGGAGGAUGUGUUGGGAACUUCGAACUUCUACAAUAGUUAUGAUGACUAAACUUGAAGAAAGAACUAGAAUCAAAUGUGAUCAAUACUGGCCUAGUAGGGGAACGGAAACCUAUGGCAUGAUGAGCGUAACCAUUGCAGAAGUUCAAGAACUCGCUACCUAUUGCAUUCGGACCUUCCAAGUGGAACGAAAUGGAAAUAGUAGCGAGCGUCGCGAAAUUAAACAAUUGCAGUUCACUGCUUGGCCCGACCAUGGAGUUCCUGACCAUCCCGCACCGUUCCUCCAGUUCCUGCGACGUGUGAGGGCAUUGAACCCACCUGAUGCCGGUCCUUUAGUGGUACAUUGUUCUGCUGGCGUUGGUCGGACGGGAUGCUUUAUUGUUAUCGACUCUAUGCUCGAAAGGGCUCGACAUGAGCGCACUGUUGACAUUUACGGCCAUGUGACUUGUUUGCGAGCUCAGCGAAACUACAUGGUACAGACUGAAGACCAAUACAUAUUCAUUCACGACGCUUUGCUAGAAGCUGUGAUUUGCGGCGACACUGAAGUUCCUGCUCGUAAUUUGCACGCCCACAUUCAGAAGCUGAUGCGCGUUGAUCCUAUUGAGAAUAUCACUGGAAUGGAAUUGGAAUUUAAGAAGUUGGCGAAUAUGAAAGCUGAUUCUAGUCGAUUUGUGUCUGCCAGUCUGCCUUGCAACAAGCAUAAGAACAGACUUGUUCACAUCUUGCCGUACGAGUCGACCCGCGUUUGCCUAACUCCUCGCGAUGGCUCAGACUACAUCAAUGCAUCGUUCGUCGAUGGCUAUAGAUACAGAGCAGCUUACAUUGCCACGCAAGGACCCCUGCCGGACACAACAGACGAUUUCUGGAGAAUGCUAUGGGAACACAAUUCUACAAUCAUUGUUAUGUUGACUAAAUUGAAGGAAAUGGGUCGAGAAAAAUGUCACCAGUACUGGCCUUCGGACCGUUCUGUACGCUACCAAUGCUUCGUGGUUGACCCCAUCGCAGAGUACAACAUGCCGCAGUACAUCUUGAGGGAAUUCAAGGUCACAGACGCACGCGAUGGGUCAUCUAGAACAGUACGUCAGUUCCAGUUCACUGACUGGCCUGAGCAAGGCGUGCCUAAGAGCGGCGAGGGCUUCAUCGACUUCCUAGGACAAGUUCACAAGACGAAGGAACAAUUUGGACAAGAUGGACCUAUUACUGUACAUUGCAGCGCGGGAGUAGGCCGCACGGGUGUAUUCAUAACCCUAUCGACGGUAUUGGAGCGCAUGCAGUACGAAGGAGUUGUCGACGUGUUCCAGACUGUGCGCACAUUGCGCACGCAGCGCCCCGCCAUGGUUCAAACUGAGGAUCAAUACGAGUUCUGCUACCGCGCAGCACUGGAGUACCUCGGCUCUUUCGACCACUACGCCAACUGACGAUGAGACAUACUCGUCUAAACGCGCUCUAAGGGACACUGUCGCGCGAAACUUAUCACCUAUGUACUUAGUAAUGUUAUAUCGGAACACAGAAGUAUUGGGAACAGUUCAUAAAGUAUUUUUAAAAUUAACGGUUAUUCGAUGACAGUAAAAUAAAGAUGGCGUCGUAUUCACAGCCGACAUUUUGACAAAAGAGCGCGAAAGAUUAGACAUUCAACAGAUACUGCGAUGGCUUAAAUUAAAAACUUUUAUGUGAUUUCGUUUAGAAUUUAGUUCCCAAUUAAAGGAAAGUUUUGUUAGAUUUUGAAUUUUUAACCAUUAUUUACAUAACUUGCGUUUUAGUACAAGUUAAUACGAGUACAUAAUUUGUUUUAAGAAAAAAAAAACCUUAGACACGCUUUAAUCUACAUUGCCAUAUAAUGAAGACAAUAAUAAUAUUAAAAUAAAUAAAUAACAUAGAACUUCCAUCUAAAUUCAAUCCCACUUACGAACUAGGUAAUUAAUCGAAAUAGUUGUCAUCAUUUUCACAAUUUCCCACGAGCACAGACUAAAAACAUAUCAAUACUUCUUUGUUCUGCCUCGCCACAGAUAAAAAAUAACUAACGACAGAGUCCCGCGCUGAAUAUGACCCUUAAGUAGAGAUGUACCCGCCACAUCGACUGACUGUCAUUUUCAACUUCGUAUAAGAGGCUAAAACAUGUAUGAGUGCCUAGGAACGCUACUUAUGAUGUAUUUUACGAUUGUGACCACUAAAAAUCAUGAUUGUGAGUCGGAAGGGUAAUAACUAUAAUUAAUUAUUAUCCUAUUAUCUAACUUAUGAUAGAAUAUAAGUUGGAAACAUAUUUAGGUUCCGUUAUAAGAUACCACAAUCAUUUGACGUUAUGUAGUAAAAGAAUUUCUUUAAUCAUGAGGCGAUGUUGUGCCCUUCAAUGUUGGGUCUUUUGUCGAAGAAGUACACUUAUGAAUUGUGGAUAUCUUAACGUAAGUAAAUAUGUCGCCAACUUCGCGGCUGUUCGUGCUAUUUUUGUCUCUAAAUCGGAACAGUUUAAAUGUUAAAGUCCAUAUAAACAGUUGAAUUAUACUUAGAUGCAUUUAUAUUACAAAGAGAGUUUUGAGAAGUAUUUAAAAUCAAUGUAAUGGUUACGCCGUGAAAAUAUAAUUUGCGAUCAAAAUAUAAUGGUAACAUUAGAUAAAGAACAGUGCGCUUAGAGACUUAAGUAAUAACUUUAUGCGAUAUAUGAUAUUCAAUUUUGAUCGUCACAUACGUAUAUUAUACAAACAUAAUAUUGUAAAAUGUAUAAAUAGUUAUUGCAGCUGUAAUUAGAAGUUUAUUUUUCAUAUCGGGUGUUGAAAUAUGUUUAAGUAGUGUAAAUUGUGGUAACACGUUUCAUUAUUGCAAUAUUAUAUGAGAACUUUUAGACGAAUCGGCUGUGUCGUGUGAAAUUUUGUGUCUGUCCUGUGCGUAGUGCAGAAAUAUGUACAUAUUUGUAAUUUACAACAUAACUUUGUGUUGCUUAUGUUUUAUAAACUUGCCCAAUUAACCAGCCAAUCAUGUUGACGUGACGGAAAUAAACAUGUGAUCGAUAACAUAUUUAGCAUACGUUAGUUUUGCUGCGUUUUAUUUCUGCUUUUCCAAUUCGAUUUUCUGUAAAAUAUCAAAUUUAAUAAAAAUAAUUCAUAUGAGUUUACAUUUUUAUCUAACCGUAUGCUAAACAUCUUAGCGGCCCACUAUUUUCUUUUCUUUGUAUCGAAAAUAAAACAUACAAUAAAUAGUAAAGUCAGUUUUUUGACUUGUUUUUCUAAUUUUUUAUUGUAUUUGAUUACUUUAAUCAAUCACUGCUUGCUUAUAGAGUAUGAUCGUGAUUCAAUGACAUAUCUAUAUGUAGUUAGAUAAAUAUGUUUCUGUGUGGUAAUGAUAGAGGUAAGGAAAUGACGAUUCAAUUAUAUUUGAAUCGUAAUAUUGUAUGAUGUUGUAAGCAUGAACACUGACGAAAUGCAUGGAGAGUUUCAAAAAGCUUAAAAGGGAGGGAAAUUUUUACAUUUUCAUUUUAAAGUCAAAAUUAAUGUCAAGAAUUUUCUUUCCUUGAGCGUUAUUCUUUCGUUAAUUUAUGCUUCUCAUUAAAAACGUGGAAUAAUAAUGGACGACAAGAAAGACACUUCGAGUGACUUAAACGUGACUGCCACCACUCUAACACUAUUUUAAGCUAUCUUUAAGUGUAGUGUGUUAUUUAAUCUUUUACCGUAAUCCCCUUGCAUAGUAAAUGUAUAAGAUUUUUACGUUUUUCACCUGUUUUAUACAAUAUACCUACUUGUAUCGAUCUAUCUACGUAUAAGUUAAAUUUGAGCUUGUAUGAAACUUAGGGAAUAUAAAAGUUGACGCGAUUCUUAAACGUUACAUCAGAAGCGCGCAUAUCUACGCAGAUACGCGGACAAUUUGAAGAGUGGCUCAUAUCUAAAGGAAUUAUAGUUAAACUAAGUACGUCUGUAUUCGGUCGGAUAUCGGCCGCUGUCAUUCGUAACUGCCAAUCGUUUCACUUAGCUAUAAUGAAAAGUAAAUUAAAGAAUACAAUAAAAUACGAAACGUACGUAGAGUUAAUGAGAAUAAUUGUUAAAUUGAGGUUAUAGUGAAAAUUUAAUACUCGUUGAUGAAUCAUGUAUAGCGAGGUUCGUAACAUUUACACGCUAGGGAGCAUGCCAGCUUUAUCUUGCUUCAAUUAUUAGACGAAUAUGUAACGAAAUUGAAGAAACUUUUUUGUAUGUACAUUUACCAGUGAUUUUAGGCUUUAUUUUUCUUAUCAUUCCUUUAUUUUCUUCUUAUUUGUAAUGUACCUAAUAUUUGUUUCUCGCCGCGUCGACAGCGUCGUGUCUUUCAUUUUGUAAACGUAUCCGAACGCACAUAACGAUCUCUUGUACAGUUUUUUCGUGUCGCAUUCUUAGGCUUAGGUAAUAUGUAUCAUUCUGCCAUUAGGGAAUAUUUUAUGUCGAAUCGCCUACAGUUGCUGCUAAAGUUUGAUAAUACCGCGUAACGACAAAAUAAUUAAUCCUCUGUAUAAAUUAAAUCAAAACUCAUAUUUUCAGCCUCAGUUUCAAGCUUUUAUCCUUUAAUUAAAUCACAGAUUACACAGUUGCGCGGUAUUCUGUUCAAUGAUUAAGUAUAUUAUGCCAUAUUAAGGUGCUGUUUAUUCCAUUAUUUAGUACAAAAUAGUUGUUUUUUAAACAAACGCAUGUCUCUCAUUAAUAAAAUCAUCAUUAUGAUACCUUUGUUCGGUAUGUUAAGACUGAUUUUACCAUCUAAUUUUUAUGUGUUCUUAAUUUUUAUAAUUUGUGUAUCUCUUAUGUAGUUAACAAGAUAAAAUUCUUUGUUGUUGUUUUUUUGUAAAUGAAUGCCGAUUUAUUGUAAUUUUUGUCUUAAUUUCUUAUUAACCAGUGUUCACUUGUCAGUCCGGGUAUUGUUUUUUGGAAGAUAAUUAUUGUUAAAUGAAGUGGUCAUUCGACCUAAGUACUUAAACAUUAGCUGUGUGAAAAAAUGAAGGAAAUACAAUGUGCCUAAUGGAACCGUCACUCAAUUACGAAACUUUUUUAAUUAACUCCGAAAUAUAGGUAUGAAAUGUCGAGGUCGCGGGUUCGCGCCAAAUUUUUUUCCAAUCAACAGUGCCCUAAAAUUAAUGAUGAAUUGCUUAUUUUUCUUGCAUGUAUCGAGUACAAAUUUUGUGACGACUCGCCGUUAGCGUCUCGUAUUAUUUGCAAAGACAUAAAAUCAAUUAUCUAAUGCCCUAGCUUUAAUGAUAAUAAUUUUAGUGCAAUUAAAAUGGCGGACGCAAUAUGGCUGGCGGGGCGAUGUGUGAAUGUGUCGUAGAAGUUUGUAGACAACAAUUAUUUUGUAAAACUCCCGCGCUGCGUCUCGGGACACAGUGGAUUCGCAAAAUUAUACAUGUGUAUAUGAAGAAAUAAAUUUAUGUGAGACCCAUAAA
Molecule: messenger RNA, 10374 nt
Organism: Helicoverpa zea (corn earworm)
Lineage: Eukaryota; Metazoa; Arthropoda; Insecta; Lepidoptera; Noctuidae
Gene: Lar
Product: tyrosine-protein phosphatase Lar
Exons: 25
Coding region: 227-6403 (2058 amino acids)
Biological process (GO): protein dephosphorylation
Molecular function (GO): protein tyrosine phosphatase activity; protein binding
Source: RefSeq, a predicted model, not a curated record